Messenger RNA from Daldinia loculata, 2000 nucleotides. Its product is annotated as glutamate decarboxylase. The coding region runs from base 143 to 1696 and encodes 517 amino acids. Gene Ontology annotation, molecular function: pyridoxal phosphate binding; glutamate decarboxylase activity. Gene Ontology annotation, biological process: L-glutamate catabolic process. The record is from RefSeq and is a predicted model, not a curated record. The transcript is spliced from 4 exons. Gene Ontology annotation, cellular component: cytosol. Lineage: Eukaryota; Fungi; Ascomycota; Sordariomycetes; Xylariales; Hypoxylaceae.
UAUCAAGGAGGUAUAUAAAGAUAUACGACCGUCUUACCGCUUCCUCGCCCCUUUAACUUUGUUCUGAGUCUCUUCUCAUUUACUUGCCUAACACAAGCCCUAGCACUUUAUCACUUCAUAUCGAAACUCGUCCUUACGCAAAAUGGUACAUCUUGCUAAGGUACCCGCCAACGGGGAAAUCUCCAACCUGCCGGAGGCCGUCAAGAAGAUCAACCUGCAGCUAAGUAACGACGAUGAUAGCUACACAACAAGCGUCUAUGGCUCUAGGUUCGCCGCGGAAGACCUCCCUAGGCAUGAGAUGCCCGAGGGUGAGAUGCCCAAGGAGAUUGCCUACCGCAUGAUUAAAGACGAGCUGAGCUUGGACGGCAACCCAAUGCUGAAUCUUGCCUCAUUCGUUACCACUUACAUGGAGGAAGAGGCUGAAAAGCUCAUGGCCGAGAGCUUCUCCAAGAACUUCAUCGAUUACGAGGAAUAUCCACAGUCGGCCGAUAUCCAAAACAGAUGUGUAUCCAUGAUCGCCCGGCUCUUCAAUGCGCCUACAGAACAUGAAGAGGGCGGUGGUGCUGUUGGUACCUCAUGCGUAGGUUCGUCGGAGGCUAUCAUGCUAGCUGUACUAGCUAUGAAGAAGCGUUGGAAGAACAAGCGCGUAGCCGAGGGCAAGUCUACCGACAAGCCCAACCUCGUCAUGUCUUCAGCCGUACAAGUGUGCUGGGAGAAGGCGACGCGUUAUUUCGAGGUCGAAGAGAAGCUGGUCUACUGCACGCCAGACCGUUACGUUAUUGACCCUAAGGAAACAGUCGACCUCAUCGACGAGAACACCAUCGGCAUCUGUACUAUCUUGGGUACCACCUAUACCGGCGAGUACGAGGACGUUAAGAGCGUCAACGACCUACUGGUAGAAAGGGACCUCGAUAUCCCCAUUCACGUCGAUGCCGCUAGUGGUGGGUUCGUUGCCCCUUUUGUAGUUCCGGAUUUAGAAUGGGACUUUAGGCUUGAAAAGGUCGUCUCUAUAAAUGUCUCGGGCCACAAGUAUGGUUUAGUUUACCCCGGCGUUGGCUGGGUCGUGUGGCGGGAUGCGAAAUACUUACCCCAGGAACUCGUCUUCAACAUAAAUUACCUUGGCGCCGACCAAUCGUCCUUCACGCUUAACUUCUCCAAGGGUGCUAGCCAGAUCAUCGGGCAGUACUACCAGCUGAUCCGGCUAGGAAAGAAGGGAUACCGGGCCAUCAUGUCGAACCUAACACGCACGGCCGAUUAUCUAUCCGAAGCCCUCACGGCGCUAGGCUUCGUAAUCAUGAGCAAGAAGUCAGGCGAAGGUCUGCCGCUAGUUGCCUUCCGGUUGCCGGAUACCACAACGGAGCGUAACUAUGAUGAGUUCGCGCUGGCGCAUAGGUUACGUGCCAAGGGCUGGGUAGUGCCAGCGUACACCAUGGCGCCACACACUAACGACCUUAAGAUGCUUCGCGUGGUCGUCCGCGAGGACUUUUCCAAGAACAGAUGCGACUCCCUUAUCUCAGACAUUCGGUACUGCCAGCAGCUGCUUGAACAGCUGGACAAGGAGUCUAUCGCUAAGCAAGAAGAAUUCAUCCGCAAAAACGCCAUGAACAGCGUGCAGGCAAAGCACAACCAUCCUCGAUUCCGCAAAGAAAAACAUUCGAUCCAGGGCAAGCACGGCAAGACGCACUCGAUCUGCUAGAACUAGUCGGUGUGUGGGUGCCUUGCGUUUUUGGAUUUGAUAGCAUUAUGUUAAAAGGGCGAUUGGCAUAAGGAAAACUGGGUAGGUUAAAUCAGUAUAUAUAGAGCUCUUCGCGGAUAUAUUGGCCGAUGUCUUAUAGAUGAUUCUUACGAUGGUGAUAAAUACCUCUUACGAUGGACUGACAACGAUGAUGGUUACUGGUACGUGCCUCCUAAGAAAAAAAAAAAUUUUAGACCUCAAUUAUGAGAGCAGUCGCUUUCUGUUUUCAUCGCUAUCCUAUGUUCGUGAAGUGUUACUAGGGAAC